Papaver somniferum (opium poppy) is the source of this 2036-nucleotide messenger RNA. RefSeq names its product putative UDP-glucuronate:xylan alpha-glucuronosyltransferase 5. Bases 30 to 1748 code for a protein of 572 amino acids. Lineage: Eukaryota; Viridiplantae; Streptophyta; Magnoliopsida; Ranunculales; Papaveraceae. The record is from RefSeq and is a predicted model, not a curated record. Gene Ontology annotation, biological process: xylan biosynthetic process. The transcript is spliced from 2 exons. Gene Ontology annotation, molecular function: glycosyltransferase activity.
GUUAGGAGGAGGAAGAAGAAGAAGUUGAAAUGGUUUCAAGAACCAAAAUCAACAACUUGAAACUCAUCCUCAUCCUAAUCAUCUUCUUCUCUAUAACUCUUUCUUAUCUUCUAAUCUUCACCUCUAUUUCAAGAAUAGACAAUAAGAAUAUCAUCACCCAUGCUUUGAGAAAUGGAGAUGAAUAUUCAUCAUUACCUGCGACAACAACUACAAAGAGGGUUCAACAUGUGAGAACCAAACAAUCUCUACCUUUUGAUUUUCUUGCAAGAGAGUUUAAAGGGAGAGACAUCAAAAUUGGUUUGGUUAAUAUAGGUAGUAGUAGUCAUGAUCAUGGAGUAGAGAAAGAAUGGAAAGAGUUAGGUAGUACGACGUUAGUGAACUUCGAAAGAGUAUCAAAGGAACGGAAAUGGGCAGAUUACUUUCCGGAAUGGAUUGAUGAAGAGAAGAAAUGGAGGUCGCCAUCAUGUCCGGAUAUCCCAAUGCCGGAUUAUGAAAAGUACGGGGAAUUCGACGUUGUCGUUGCAAAUGUACCUUAUUGUUCUAAUGAUACUAAACAAGGUCAAGGCAUUAGAGAUGUUUUUAGAUUACAAGUGAAUUUGGUUGCAGCUAAUUUAGCAGUACUGAACGGGCACGCGGACGACGAUCGGCCUGUUUACGUCGUGUUUGUUGGAUCAUCGUGCGGAGCUAUGUGGGAGAUAUUCAGAUGUGAUGAUGUUUUAGGACAUGAAGGGAAUGUCUGGAUUUACAGACCUGAUUUGAGAAGAUUGGCUCAGAAAAUUCUUAUGCCUGUUGGAACUUGUCAACUUGGUCUUACUUACAAAAAACAAGAGAAAGAGAUAAUGAACCCGAAUUUGUCAAAACUUAGCAAAGCUAUGGCAAUCAGUCGGCCAAGAGAAGCCUAUGUGACACUACUUCAUUCUUCUGAAGCUUAUGUCUGUGGUGCAAUAGCUUUAGCUCAAAGCAUAAUUCAGACUAACUCUACAAAAGAUCUUGUUAUUCUGGUUGAUAAUUCAGUGUCCGCAAAAAGUCUCGGAGGCCUAAGAAAGGCAGGAUGGAAGAUUAAGAUAAUUGGACGGAUUAGAAGUCCGCUUGCAAAGAAAAAUGCUUACAACAAAUGGAAUUAUAGUAAGCUUAGAUUAUGGCAGCUAACGGAGUAUGACAAAGUCAUGUUCAUAGAUUCUGACCUUGUUGUUCUUAAAAACAUCGAUGAGUUCUUCGAGUAUCCACAAUUAUCAGCCGUGGGUAACGAUAAGGUAAUAUUCAAUUCGGGUGUUAUGCUAGUUGAGCCUUCGAAUUGCGCAUUUGAAAGUCUAAUGAAGAAGAGAUAUACUUUGAAGUCAUAUAACGGAGGUGAUCAAGGAUUUCUUAAUGAAGCAUUUACAUGGUGGCAUAGAUUUCCAACUAAACUGAAUUUUCUUAAAUUUUUCCACAAUGCUGAAGAUGCUGCCCAUGAGUUACCGGGUUCGGUUUACGCGGUGCAUUACUUGGGAUUGAAGCCAUGGAUGUGUUACAGAGAUUAUGAUUGCAAUUGGGAUAAAAUGGAUCAUAGAGAUUUUGCAAGCGAUUCAGCUCAUAGCAAAUGGUGGCAAGUUUUCGAUAGAAUGCCAAAAAAGUUGCAUGCAUUCUGUGAUCUUUCUAAAAGUGGAGAUGCCAGGAUUAAGAAGUGGAGAAAGAUAUCACAAAAUGCUAGUAUACCUGAUGAACAUUGGAGGAUCAAAGUCAAGGAUCCAAGACAACAUCAUUCUUAGAGAAAAAACAGAAGAUUUAUUAGAUUAGUGUUCUUCAAACCACGUUCAGUACAAAUGUUGAUACAUUUCUUCAUUGUUAUGCCGUCCCCAUUGGACAGAUUGUAAAUUACAACAACUUGAUGAAAUCAGGAUUUGGUAACAUCUUAUAUGUAAAACAAAUCCAGCUGAUCCAAAUGACGAAUACAUUUGAGAUGUUUGUGCAGCGAUCGUGAAUUAAGCAUCGAUCGCCCACAGCAAACAAAUUGUUUUUGUAUCUAAACUUACAUUACAGAUUUAAAGAUGAACAUC